GACUCACUCUUUCCAUCCUCUCACCAGCACCGUCCACAACAGCCAACACAUCCACUAACGACACUCAAGCUUCAGCUUAAGCAUAGCAUACACGAUGUUCUCUAUUGCUCGAACCCUCGCUCGUCCUUCUGUCCUCGCCCGUUCGUUCGCUGCCCCCGCAGGCGCGUCCGCCAUCCAUACCCUCCCCGAGCUGCCAUAUCCCUACAAUGCUCUCGAACCCCACAUCUCCGAGCAAAUCAUGACUCUGCACCAUACAAAGCACCACCAGACGUACGUCAAUGGGCUCAACGCCGCCGAGGAGUCCUAUGCGAAGUCAUCGGAUGUGAAGGAACAGAUCAAGUUGCAGAGCGCGUUGAAGUUCAAUGGCGGUGGCCAUAUCAACCACUCCCUCUUCUGGAAGAACCUCGCACCGACGUCUCAAGGCGGGGGUCAACUCCCCGAGGGCUCCCAACUCAAGAAAGCUAUCGAGCGCGACUUUGGAUCGGUCGAGGAGUUCAAGAAGAAGUUUAAUGCUGCGACGGCGGCGAUUCAGGGGAGUGGGUGGGGGUGGUUGGGAUUGAACCCGACGACGAAGAAGCUCGAGAUCGUGACCACGGCGAACCAGGACCCUCUCAUCUCCCACGUCCCCAUCAUCGGCGUCGACAUCUGGGAACACGCUUUCUACCUCCAAUACAAGAACGUCAAGCCCGACUACCUCAACGCGAUCUGGAACGUCAUCAACUUCAAGGAGGCAGAGAAGAGGCUUGUGGAGGCUGCAUAAAUGGUCGACUCAUGACGCCUUACUGGUAUCCGUCUCUCGGGAUCUUGAAAGCCCGAGUGGUUUUGAGGGGAGGUUGUAUGACUUUACAUUGGAGUUUUGAAGCGGGUGGAAGGAUGUGGGGAUGUUGAGACGUGGUGUAGACGAAUUGGUUUGAGGGUGCUUUCGCUUGUAAUAUAAUCCUUCAUUUUCGUUUUCUGCUUGCUUGCUUCGUCUCUCGAAAUGUCCACCAGCCUGUGGAUACUUCGGUUUCUGAGUUUAUUCGAUAGGUU
Stereum hirsutum FP-91666 SS1 is the source of this 1029-nucleotide messenger RNA. RefSeq names its product manganese and iron superoxide dismutase. Gene Ontology annotation, molecular function: metal ion binding; superoxide dismutase activity. Gene Ontology annotation, biological process: superoxide metabolic process. Bases 95 to 760 code for a protein of 221 amino acids. Gene Ontology annotation, cellular component: mitochondrion. Lineage: Eukaryota; Fungi; Basidiomycota; Agaricomycetes; Russulales; Stereaceae. The record is from RefSeq and is a predicted model, not a curated record. The transcript is spliced from 7 exons.